GAAACGUAUAUGGUACACCCUGAUGAUGUCAUUUCACGUGGAGAUGUGUUCUUGUAGGACGAAAUGAUUACGCCAAGUUAUCAUAAAAUAUAAAGAAUGAUAUGAUAAUUUGAUCACGACGUUAUAAAAGAACACGAUUUGUCGUCGUAAAAUAAAACGACAUAACUACAUAAUAACGUAUUUUGUAAAAACUGGUAUGUUGACUAUGUUCGUUGUUUACGGUAUUAUGACUUGCUAUAGGUCGACAUGCCGGAUUUUACUGUCUUGUCAUUUUCUGUUAUAGACGACAAGUACAGAUCAUGACAACAUAUUCAUGUUCUUAAAAACUGAUAUUAUCACAUUAACAUUUAGUUCCUAUGUCUACUUAUUAAAUUAUGUUGACUUUUGUCUUUAUAAUGAUUUUUCCCCAAUUUCAUCGCGACUUAUGUAUAUAAUUAUGACACGUCGACAUACAUUAUGACACUAUUCGUUGUUGAUGGCGGUUUUUCAACAAUUUAAAAUAGUUUGAAGUCGACAUGAAUAUAUUAUGUAGGCAUCUAUAUGUAAUUUUAGACGACAUUUGAUAUCAAUUACGAUUUCCGUCAAUUUUUGACCUGCAUCUCGUGUCAUGGAUUCCAACACUGGUAAGAUUUCCAAACUUUUUUUUAUUUUGGUUUCCUUUAUAUGCUUUGAACGGAGAUCUCUGUCUUACAACACUAAUAAUAAAGUAUUGAUUAAUUUCCAUCUUUUGAGAGGCCAAAUGUUAGAGUGAAGAAAAAUUCGUCCUUAUCUCACUUGUUUAAAUUGUGCAUGACUGGUCAUGAAUGAAUGAAGUUGAUUAAUUUUAAGUCGCCACCGGGAGUCCCAUUUGGGCGACUAUACACUGGUAAGGAGUCAAAUGGAGGAGCAGCGUAUCGAACUACGACCAUUGGUAUAUUGGCUAUAUGCAUUUUCACGGCGCUUAAACAUUUACUACCACGGUUUUAAAACAUAAAGCAAAUCAACUCUUUCUUUCUUGCAAAACAGGAAAUGGGACAAAAGUAAAUAGCUCUAUAUAAAAGUCAAGCCUGUUACUGGAGGUUACGUACCAUGGAGGAAACAUACCAGGGGGUAUUUUUGGAGGUUUCGUACCACUUAUAUAGUUUAAAAUAUACGUACCAUUGAUAUAUGUUGUCAUCUAAUUUCUAUGAAUUAUAUAUGUACAUGUACAGAAUAAUAAACACAAAUACAUGUAUAUGACUUAACAAUUGCAAUAAAAAAGUAAAUUUAGUAGUAGUGCUUUGAUAUGAUUUUGUAAUUAGUAAUAUUAUAUAACCAGUUACUUAAAAAGCAAAAUCAAAUCAAAGCAAUAAUAAAUCUUAAUGGCAAUAUCUAAGUAUGAUUAUCACACAGUCAAACAAAUAACAUACAAAUUACAAACUAUAAUAUACUAUAAUUAAUCAUUAUAUUAUAAUUGUAAUCUCAUUAUGAAACAAUUUUGCAUUUAUCUCUUUACUUACUUUUUUCUAAACAUGUGGUACAUAACCCCCAAAAACGGUACAUAUGUGGUAUGUUUCCUCCCCAAAUUUCCCAACUGAUUGUUUUUGUACGAGUACUCUCCCUUUUUAAAAAAAACAUCAUUUGCAUUUUCAGAUAUCAUGGACGCGGGAGACACCAACGCUUUAACUGAGGCAUCACUGCCAAAAGAAGAUAAUCCUAACAGACUGAAGGUGGAGGUAACAAGAGCCUUCAAGGUCACCAACAACUCUCGCACUAGAAAAGUGGGAAUAAUGGCAUCCAAUAUGGGUGAACUGGAAAUGAAAUGUCGUCAGAAAUUAAACUUGCAAGGACAGUUGUCAUUUGUACUGGCUGAAGAUGGGACAGAGGUUGACUUUGAUUAUUUACAAAUGAUUCAGACAGAUAGUAUGUUGAUGGUACUGCAUGGAGAGGAACAUUGGGAAGCUUGCAAGCCAGAAAGUGCUACUGUAAAUGUGCCUGAUGAUAAAGAGGAAGAAGUAAUGAAGAUGGUAGAAAAACUAAGAGAGAGCAAAAAUAAAAGAAGAAAAGUUGAUGGCAAAGAGUCGAGGAAAGGGAAGGACCCGAGCCGUGAUAUGAAUAUCCAAGUGGGAUGGCAGAAUUUUUCGUACCGAGAAAAGCGCUACAAACUGGUUAAAGGAACAAGAGAAAGGCCGGAUUCUGGCCCAACACAACUGAAACUUAAAAUCAAUGCCACAUUCGAGCAGAUCGAAAGUACCCUCAAGAACCAUUUCUUCCCUGGCAAAAGAAGCCCGAUUGGGCAUGAAAAAAAGUUUUAUUUCUCUGUUGGCACAUUUAAAGGAGAAGAAAUAAUUAAAUCGCUAACUCUGGGAGAGUUUGUUAAUUCAAAAGAAACAAAGACAAGGAUAUACCUUCUGUCAAAACCGAAAUUUACUGGCAUGACAUGCAUAACUGAUAGCAGCUCGGAUUCGGACUUUGAACUGCCGAUAAUACCUUUUCCAAGAAACAAUUGACAAAGCACACUUACAGAAGGCAGGGACGUGAGAAGUACAGAUAACAAUGAUGGCUUGAAUGUUAUUCAGCUGACAGACAUUGACAUGCCAGGAUCCUCAUCAGAUAUUAAUUUUGACAUACAGGACAUCUCAUCAUCUCAGGAAGUCAAACAAGAAGUUCAGGCAUCACAACCAAGUCACAACCAAGUUCAAUAUGUUGCUGAAACACCUUCUUUGAUCCAAGUCACACAGGAAGUGCAGGCACCAAGUCCAAUCCAAUAUGUUGAUGAAACACCUUCUCGCCAGUUGCAGGUUGGUUCUCAGUCUGAUGUGCUGUCUACAUUUGAACAAGCAGGAACCCCUACUGUGGCCUUAAGAUCCCGACUUUGCAUCGUCUGCUUCGAUCGAGAACCAACAUCAUACUAUUUUCCCUGUGGACACACCUCUUGUCUCCCAUGUGCUUUACACUUGUUUGAAAAUACCACUGCAAAGAAGUGCCCAACAUGCCGGCAGACAAUAAACUCCAUAAGAAACAUCUACAAUGACAUUUAAAGAAUUACUAUGUGCCAUUGACAGUUGUCUAAAAUUGUUAUAUUCUUUUUAUAUUUUUACUUCCACCUGAGCACAAAAUACUGACAGGGUGAGCUAUAUUGUGGGCCUGUGUCUGUCGUCUUUCCUGCAUAUGUGCAUUAGUCAACCAUCAACAAUUUCUUCAUUUGAUUACAUAUUGUCACGUCCAAUUUGGUAUCAGAUGGUAUUAGUUACAAUUUGUAACAGCACUUGUAAUUUCAAGAAGCAUCCUCAUGAUUAGUUUAGUUAUUUUAGAAAUACAAAAAAUGUGCUAUUUUUCUUAGUUUUUAAUUUUUACUAAACAAAUGAUUUUAUUGUUAGCUUUUAAAGAUUUAAAGUUACUGAAUAUUGUGUUCUUUUAUAAUUCAAUCAUGCUCAACCACCUGCACAAGGCAUGUGCAAUGUUUUUUAUGUUUCAGAUUUUAUAGUUAUUCUGUAGUAGUGCUAUGUCUUAUUAAUUGUUUGCUUUGUAAUAGUUAAAAUGACUAUUGUGUAGUUAUUGUGUCACAAGAAACAGUUGUUAAAAUAUUGUAUUAUUUGGAUGUUUAUCGUUGCAUCAGACUUGAUUCUUCCAGUCAGCAAAAUUACAGACUUCGAAACAUCUUUAUCAUUUAAUAUACAUCUUUAAAACUCUAAAUUGUAAGGUGUUACUAACGCUUUAUGGUCAAAAUUAGUCUAAUUUUAACUUUUUUCGAUUUUUACUGCUUUUUUCUUGAUACUUGAUUAUGAAUUCAGCUCUGAAUGUCAUAAAAUUUAAGAAAAUUCUUAGAAAAGGGAAUAUAAAAAUUUAUUUACGCAAAUCUAGGUCAUAGGUUUUUCUUAUAUGUAUAUAAUAAACCCUUAAUAAAAAUAAAAUAAAUACUUCUUCUCUGAAUUGGCAAAGGUUACAGGUUAUAGAUAUUUGGCAUGACCUCUACCAAGAUUGUUCAAAUAAUGGCCCUUGGGUCAAAAUUAAAAGUAAAUGAUAUAUUUGGUAUAUGAUAUCCAUAGGUCCUCUACCAAAGUUUUACAAAUGUAUAUUUAUUUAUCUUUUAAAAUGGGCUUUCUUUUUUAAAUUAUAGAUAAUUAAUUUCAAUCUUUUUGCUAUCAAACGACUGUGGUAUUAGACAAAACUAGUGUCAAUGGAUCAAUCAACAUUGUUAAAAUUUUGGCACUCAUUUAAUGUUAGUCCUCUACUUGAGAGUCCUCAAUUCCCAGAAAAAUAUUUAAAACAUUUAUUAAAACACAAGGAAGUGCAUUUAUCUAGUCAUCAGGUGAGUGCUUUGGGAGGGACCUAUGGCCCCCAUUGUUCAUACUUAAUUUUGGCUCAAAGCAUAUGACCUGUAUGAUGAAAGAACACGUUGAAACUUUAUAGGAAGAUGUAACACUAAUUUAGAGGUACAGUUUAGUUGAAGUUUUACUCAAUAUUUGUGUUUUUUGCUAUGUAAAUAGUCUAUCUUUGACAUAACUGUCAAAUUUAGCCACCAGCACAAAACAUGUGCUUUUGCUUUAGUUUGUGGCUUUCAGAAGUUGAAAUUUAUUUGUACUGUUAAGGAGACAGCUGUCUAUAAUUUAAACGGAUUACACCACUUGUUUUUAUUGUACCUAGGAAAGGUUUACAUGACAUUGUUUUUUUUAUUUUUCCUCUUCUGUUUUCCUUAUUUUACCUUGUGAUGUAUAAAUAAAACCAGAUUACCUGA
This is a messenger RNA of Ruditapes philippinarum (Manila clam), 4696 nucleotides long. RefSeq lists its product as uncharacterized. Gene Ontology annotation, biological process: apoptotic process; regulation of apoptotic process. The record is from RefSeq and is a predicted model, not a curated record. NCBI's taxonomy places the organism in Eukaryota, Metazoa, Mollusca, Bivalvia, Venerida, Veneridae. The transcript is spliced from 12 exons. Bases 1617 to 2468 code for a protein of 283 amino acids.